AUGCCCAGACUCUCCGGAUUGCAGAGGGACGUUCUGUCUUUGUAUCGGCAAUGUCUACGAGCUGCCGCCAAGAAGCCUGCUAAAACGCAGCAGAAUUUCAAGAUGUUUGCAAGGAACGAGUUCAGAGAACACAUCUCACUCAACAAAAAAGACUUCGCGACCAUAGAGUUCUUACUCCGCAAGGGCCACAGACAGCUAGAGAUCUACGCAGAUCCAGGCAUCACUAACAUCUCGAAGUGA
Coniosporium apollinis CBS 100218 is the source of this 240-nucleotide messenger RNA. RefSeq lists its product as uncharacterized. The transcript has 3 exons. The coding region runs from base 1 to 240 and encodes 79 amino acids. Gene Ontology annotation, cellular component: mitochondrion. Gene Ontology annotation, biological process: mitochondrial respiratory chain complex II assembly. The record is from RefSeq and is a predicted model, not a curated record. Lineage: Eukaryota; Fungi; Ascomycota; Dothideomycetes.